GAUCGAAUAGUUUGGACGAAAACAAUUUAAUCUAAUUAAUUAAUGAGUCUGAAAAUUCAUUUACAUAUAAAAAAAAACCUAAAAUACUUUAUAUUAGUUAGGCUUAUAAAACUGAAAAAGCUUUCAUCAAGCUCUUACUCGACUCUAGUCACCUUCACCUUCUAACUGAUAUGGCUGUAUUUAUGUUGAACGUUUGUAAAUUUAAUGCUUGUGGCUUAACAUUCAAGAGUCUCGGACAUUUAAUUCAACAUAUAGAAGAAACACAUAUUGAUUACGAUCCUCUAGUUAUUGAACAGUCAGAACAACAACAGCCACCAUGUAUUCCCUUAAGUUAUGCUCUUCGAUUUCUCACCGAUGCUGCUAGGCAAGAAGCUGUAAAACACGUCAAGACUACAUUGAAUUUGUCACCGAGUCGCAACAAAAACUCUACACCGCCAGGAAGUGAGGUAGAAGAGGAAGAUGACUUGUCGAGUGAACCAGAGGAUAGCAAUGAUUCGUGGACCACAUCCGAGGAAUUUUCGGCGGACUACAUUCUACGAUACGGCAGCAGGGUUGUCAAUCAAACUAUCACAACUCAGAAUAAUCAUACCAACAAGCCCUUUGCUUGUCCAGUACCUGGAUGUAAAAAGCGCUACAAAAACGUUAAUGGGAUUAAGUAUCAUUCAAAAAAUGGUCAUAAAAAUGAUGGCAAGAUACACAAGGCUUUUAAAUGCUCCUGUGGUAAGAGUUACAAGACAACUUAUGGUUUAAAAAACCAUGCAGCAAUCCAGCAUAGCUCGGGAACUGGGAGUAUAAUAAAAUCAAUGCUAAUCAAAUCAUCAAAGACUGGAAAUGAAAAUGAAAAUAUUACGAUAUUAGAUAAUUUAAGUUCUAAAAAUUCUAAAAACCCAUUAAAUAAAAUAUCAAAAAGUAAAAUAUCGGCCAUCGAAGAUCAUGGGUAUAUUAAAUCGGAACGAUCGAUCCUUACUGAGACUGAACUCGAAUGUGAUAAUGAUCUCGGCGUACUUACACCCGCUUCCACACCACCUUUAGCUGUUCAUAAUCUGCCAAAAAGUGAACAACCAAUAAUUCAUCAAGUUCGAACUCUUCAUAAAUAUUUUUCAAAUACUUCAUGCGUUACUUCUAAUCGUCGUCACGUUAAAAACGAAUACUAGUCAUUAAAUAAAGAAAGAGUUCAUAUUAGCUAGUGUUCUUUUGCAUGUCUUUGACGUUAAGCUUCAAAGUUGCGAAUGAUAAUAAAAAUUACAAAAAAUUUAAAAAAGAUUGAUUAUAAUAGUUAUCGUUAGCAAAUGUUAUAUAUUAAAGCAAUGACGAUAAUAAUUAAUAGCCAAUAAAAAUUAAUUAUUAUUGUAUAAAGUAUUUAAAAAUUUUUAGGGAUAAAUACUAUAUGAAAAUUUAUUCUUAUUACCUUUUGCGCUAUUAUAUCAAGUGCACUUAACGUCAAUUUCCUUGGCUUUAAUAUUUCAUUAGCUGCGGUUACUUAACGACACUCGUAUUGUGAUCAACUUACGCUUAAGAAAUCUAAUCUCAUUGGUAACAAUAGAAUUAAAUUUGUUAUUACAUUAUUAGUGCUACGAAAAUAUUCUUUAGUUUCUUGUAGCAAUUUUAUCAAGAAAAAAAUAAAGAAAAAAUAUCUGUCAUUUUUUUUAUUUUAUCAUUUUUUAAUAAUAAGAAAAAAUUUGACCAUUAUAAUUUUCCUACUUGUUGAAUUUAUAUUUUACUAAUUUCAAUUUCUUCAUUACAAGCAUCGGUACGUCCGUUUUUUAUAUUAACAUGUCAUUAAUUUUAAUUAAUCACUUUCCUAUCAUACAUUUAAAUUAUUUUUCUUUAAUCACAUUUAUAUAUAUCCAUUUUCACGUAUUUUUUUCUAAAUUCAAUUAGUUCACAUUCAUAAUUAUUUUUCACACUACAUUUACUCAUUUUACGUCGAUUAUUCUUGUUGAACAAGAUUAAAUCGAUAGUGUGAUAUAUAUUAGAAAAAUAUGCUAUGCCUAAAAUAAGGUAAAGGCCUGAUUAAUGAUGUGUGUAUAUUUUUACACUUUAUUAUUUUAUUAUAAUUAUUUAUAUCCAAGUUUUUCAACUUUUCCCUCGUAUUCGCCAGAAAUGUUUCUAAGCUUUACACAGAAGUUAGAAUUGGGACGAAAUAUUAUUGCAAUUUAUUUAAUUAAUUAUUAAUCUAUCAAAAAACUCUAAACCUAAGUUUGUCAAAUAUAAAUAUCUUGUUAUUAUUUUUCUAAUGAAAUUAUUAAUUUUAGCAUUAAAAAAAUGUUUUAGAAAUGAAAUUUGUAUAUAAUAAUAUUUUUCCGUAAGUAUAUAGCCUAUGUACAUAAGUAAUUAUAUUUCGUAUGUUAAUUAGUUAUAAUAGGUAAGAACGUCAACUAACCAAGAUUACCACCAUAAUAAUUAACAUAAAAAUUAUUGCCGAAGGAAAUAAAAUCAAUAUUCAACAGGAAGACAUUGAGAAAAAUAUUUAAGAUUGUAAAAAAAUAAUUGACAGGAAAUAUAAUUUUUAUUUAUACGAGUGUCUGCCAAAAAUCUGGAAUUUCAACACAGGAGAUCAACUUAAGAAGCAUAGAUUUUAAAAAUAUUAGUUUUAAAUGACAUUAAUAUAUGUAAAUGUAUAUUUAUUCAAUCAUUAAUUCAUUAACGAAAUAUCUUUUAAUUCAUUAUUUUUUUUGUUUAAA
Messenger RNA from Chelonus insularis, 2684 nucleotides. Its product is annotated as juxtaposed with another zinc finger protein 1. The coding region runs from base 171 to 1154 and encodes 327 amino acids. The transcript is spliced from 5 exons. NCBI's taxonomy places the organism in Eukaryota, Metazoa, Arthropoda, Insecta, Hymenoptera, Braconidae. Gene Ontology annotation, cellular component: nucleus. The record is from RefSeq and is a predicted model, not a curated record.